Molecule: messenger RNA, 405 nt
Organism: Stylophora pistillata
Lineage: Eukaryota; Metazoa; Cnidaria; Anthozoa; Scleractinia; Pocilloporidae
Product: 5-aminolevulinate synthase-like
Source: RefSeq, a predicted model, not a curated record
AUGAAUGGGGCUGUGGCCCCAUUAAAAGAAAUUGUGCAUUUAGCAAAGAAAUACAGAGCUUUUACCUAUCUUGAUGAAGUUCAUGGUGUUGGCUUGUAUGGUGAAAAAGGAGCCGGUCAGGCUGAAAAGCAAGGACUCAGUGAUCAGAUUGAUAUUAUACAAGGAACCCUUGGCAAAGCUGUUGGGCUCAUGGGGGGGUACAUUGCAGGACGUAAGCAAGUUAUUGAUUAUAUUCGCUCUUUUGCGCCAGGGUUUAUCUUUACAACCUCUUUGCCACCAGCUGUUGCAGCAGGAGCUAGUGAGAGCUUGGAGAUUAUUCAAAAAGGGGAGCAUUUGCGCCAAAAACAAAGGGAGAAUGUUUUAGCGCUCAAAACGAGUCUAUCGCAGGCGGAUAUCCCCUACUGA